CGUUAUAAACUUAACUUAAAAAUUUCAGUUUUUAUUUUGAGACUAAAAUGACUUUUUCUGACUUCAAGUCAUUAAAGUUUCUAAAGAAUCAUUAUCAACAUAUUAGCAGAAUUCCCAGCAUACAUUGUUGUACUCAUUAUUCGAUCUAUAGACAGCUUAAAAUCAUUCCCAGUAUGGUAACAAUACUUCCAGCUUAAUCAAAUGAGCAUUACUGGCAUUGUUUGUGAGUAGGAAAUAUACAGCUAAUGAGAUGACGCACUCUUGCUUCCCCAUUUGUUUUUGUUAUAGCCAUUGAUGAAAAGAUAAAGCUAAAGCUAAGUAGGAGUAAACAGCAUCACCAGCCAAGCAAAAUUUAAUCAGUGAAGAAAACUGACUGCGGUGGAAAGUUGUCACCACUUUUUACUUUGCUUUGACUUUUAUGCUGGCUGGUGUGGUCCGCAGAAUUCUUGCACCAUUCAUGCAACUUUCAGUCACUUUCUGCCCAUGAAGGAUAUAGCACCAGAUUGAUGGAGAAGAAUGGCCCGAAUCUCGUUGGACUGUCCCAGCUCUUUACCAGGGAUCCCCCUCAGUGUGCUGUCAGUGCCCAUGGAGAAUAAAUACAAAUGUCAGCAGUGUCUCCAGGUCCUGAGGAGGCCUGUCCAGGCUCAGUGCGGCCACCGCUUCUGUGUACACUGCUUCAAGCAACUCACCAGCUCUGGCCCAAAGCCUUGUGAAGCCUGCCGCCAAGAGGAAAUAUAUGAGGAGCCUAUUUCCAUUCUGAAUAGUAAUGAGGCAUUUCCAGACAAUGCAGCAGGUCGAGAAAUUGCAAGUCUGCCAGCCAGGUGUUUGAACCAGGGCUGCGAUUGGACAGGCUCAAUAAAAGAGUAUGAGGCUCAGCAUGAAGGUCGCUGUGAGUUUGAGCGGAUACAGUGCGACGCCUGCCAAACCUUGAUCCUUCGUACAGAGAAGGAUCGACAUAAUGAGAGAGAAUGUGAGGCAAGAACGCUCAACUGCAAAUACUGCAAAAUGACUUUCAACUUUAAAGACAUCAAGGCCCACGAUGAAAUCUGCCUGAAGUUUCCCUUACAUUGCAAGGAGUGUGGCAAGAAGAAGAUCCCAAGAGAAAAGUUCAAUGAUCACAGCAGAACCUGUCCCAGGUCAAAGAGCGCCUGUCCAUUCAGUGAAGUGGGCUGCAAAUCUGUGAUAGAGAACGGGAAGCUCAGUGACCAUGAGCACAGCAGCACCAUGGAGCACUUGCGUCUGCUGCUGCCCAUGGUGAUGUCAGUGGCUCGGGCACGUACAGAGGCUCCUGGUCCCGGGGAGUGGCAGGAGGACUCUGGUCUGAGCCUGUACAGGGCUCCUGAGGAGGGAGACGUUAUGGGCGCCGGAGCUGCAGCCUCCGCACAGUCUGUGGAUCUGGAAAAAAAGGUGAACGCUUUAGAAAACAUCGUGUGUGUCCUGAAUCGGGAAGUGGAGCGCAGUUCAGUAACAUUGGAGGCUUUCUCACAUCAACAUCGUUUAGACCAAGAAAAGAUUGAAAAUCUGUCCAACAAAGUACGACAGCUAGAGAGAACGCUGACUAUGAGAGACUUGCAGCUGUCUGAGACCGAACAGCUGCUCCAAGAACUCCAGUUCUGCACUUACGAUGGAAUAUUUGUCUGGAAGAUUACUGAAUUCUCUCGCCGCAGACAGGAUGCUGUGGCUGGUCGAACACCUGCAAUGUUCUCACCUGCAUUUUACUCCAGCAAAUAUGGCUACAAAAUGUGUCUGAGGCUGUAUUUGAACGGUGAUGGAACCGGUCGAGGAACACACCUUUCACUGUUCUUUGUUGUCAUGAGGGGCAAGUAUGACGCUCUGCUCAAAUGGCCAUUCAGUCAGAAGGUGACUCUAAUGCUUUUGGAUCAGAACAACAGGGAGCACAUUAUCGAUGCUUUCCGCCCUGAUGUCACCUCCACCUCCUUCCAACGGCCAAUCAGUGAGAUGAACAUCGCCAGUGGCUGCCCGCUGUUCUGUCCACUGGCUAAACUGGCUGGCAAGAGCCCCUAUCUGAGAGAUGACACAAUCUUCAUUAAAGCCAUUGUAGACCUCACCGGCUUAUAAAGUGCACUGUGGAAGAUGCACAUAACAAAAAAUAAAAAUUAAACAAUGAAAUUAAACUAAAUGAUUAAUAAUUAUAAUAUAUAUAAAUGAAAAUAUUUUGAUAAUAAUAUGUUUUAUAAUCUAUUAUAUUAUAUUAUAUUAUAUAUGUGACCAUAUUACAAAAUAUCGUGUACACACUAUACAUUAAUACAUACAUCUGUUAGUAUUUUGAUAUAGAGCUGUCAGCAGGCUUUAAGAAGAAGUGCUUAAAACAGUAAGACCUAUGGGUUCUAGUAACAUUAAGAGCUGCUGAGUCGAAUAGUUAUGAUCUUUCAUGAUAUAAGAGGUCUCCAAUCAUUUGUGUACUGUGAUCCUAAUGUGACUCUUGGCAUUUGAAUGAAAUCUUAUAUCUUAUUACUAAAUCUUAAAAAAAAAAAAAAAAAAUCUUUAAUAAGUAUAUGUUUAUAUAUAUAUAUAUACACAAUAGCCCAGACUUCGCUUUGCAUCAUGUUAAACUUAACCUCUGUCAAACAGUACAAAUGUUACCAGGAAUUCUUCCUUACAUCAGAGCAAAGCAAAUAGUGACGUGUCUCCUUUCAAUGAAACAAAGGAUUUCAAACACAAUUUAAAUUCCAUGGCUUUAGCCUGUUUGACCUAAGCAGAUCUGUUCCUUAGAUAAAGCAGGCCACUCUUUCUCAUGUCUCGAUGAUGUAUCAGUCAAUUGUCAUCUCUAGUUUCCUAGUGCAGCACUUAACAUACUUAUAUGAGUCAUUUAUUUUUGCCAAAUGAGUAGCUGCUGUAACCCUAUAGCAAACUUACACAGUCAAGCCUAAAGCAAACAGCUUUAUACCUCAGAUGUAUUAUAAGAAAUAAACAAAAGAAUUUAGGCAAAAUGGCCUAGCAAGUGUGAUCUAUAACAAAUAAUAGAAAAAUUGUGAAAAAAAAAAAAAAGCUUACUGUUUAACCCAAAUUUCUGCUUAAGAUGUACUAGUAACCAGAAAUGUGCACUAUAACACACACACAUAUAUAUAUAUAUCUAUCCUUUGUACUAAUAAUGCUUUGGUGUAUUGGUGUAUUAUAUGUACAUGUAUAACAACAUUUAUUAUUAAUCAAUCUACUAUUGUGUGAAAUGUGAUAGCAAAUUUUAACCAAAGAAUGAACACUAGAAAUUAUAUUCUUUACCAUAGAUUAUACUGUAUUUCAAAAUAAAAUUGGUUAGGCACUUUGAUUUAUACAUGUUUUUACAUAUUUUUUUUAUUUACUAACAUAAAGAAUGCUUACCUGCAACAUUAAAAUUGUCUUUACUGAUUGUUGAUAUACAUCUUAAUUUGAAGGGUUCUGUCAACUGUCUUUUAUACAUCUUAAUCCGAAUAAACUUCACAAACUUCA
Molecule: messenger RNA, 3447 nt
Organism: Seriola aureovittata
Lineage: Eukaryota; Metazoa; Chordata; Actinopteri; Carangiformes; Carangidae
Gene: traf2b
Product: Tnf receptor-associated factor 2b
Exons: 11
Coding region: 517-2079 (520 amino acids)
Biological process (GO): positive regulation of JNK cascade; protein autoubiquitination; regulation of apoptotic process
Cellular component (GO): plasma membrane signaling receptor complex; cytoplasmic side of plasma membrane
Molecular function (GO): tumor necrosis factor receptor binding; ubiquitin protein ligase binding; ubiquitin-protein transferase activity
Source: RefSeq, a predicted model, not a curated record